Messenger RNA from Triticum urartu, 1947 nucleotides. Its product is annotated as Hydrolase-like protein family. NCBI's taxonomy places the organism in Eukaryota, Viridiplantae, Streptophyta, Magnoliopsida, Poales, Poaceae. The record is from RefSeq and is a predicted model, not a curated record. Gene Ontology annotation, biological process: lipid metabolic process.
GGAUGUAGAGCCGUUUGAGCCGCCGGCCGUCCGCGGCGAAUCCAACGGACGGCGGCGACGCCGUAUCCCACCCGAGCGCCGAAACCGCCGCGUCGUCCGCACGCGCGUCAGCCCCUCGUCGGCCGCCGCAUUCCCUCGAUUCGCGAGCGUCGGCGGCGAUAACUUCCGCUUACGCGCGCGCGGGAUGGCGUCCACGCUUUGCUCUCCCCGCCACCACGACCGCUCACAUCUCUGCCGCCGCCUGCGCCCCCGCCCCUCCCCUCCCGGCCACGCUCGUCCCCGGAGCGGCGCCGCCGGCCCAUCAGGAUUGAACACCACGAAAUACCUUUGUUCCCACCCAAUGUCCACCGGCAGGGGUUCUCCCGUAUCGUGUUCAUCCGUGGAAGCAUCCAAAAGCAAGCAAGGACCAGAACAUCUCAUUGUUCUGGUUCAUGGUAUCAUGGCAAGCCCCAGUGACUGGACAUAUGGGGAAGCAGUGCUGAAAAAGAGGCUUGGUGAUAAUUUCUUCAUCUAUGCUAGUUCAUCAAACAUCUACGCCAAAUCUUUUGACGGAAUCAAUGUAGCUGGAAGGAGGUUAGCGAAAGAAGUCUUGGACGUGGUUCAGAAGAUGGCCGGCUUGAAAAAGAUUUCCUUCAUAGCACAUUCUUUGGGUGGUUUGUUUGCUAGAUAUGCUAUUUCUAUACUAUAUUCACAGCAAGCAAAAGAAACUGGAAGUGGUGCUGGUGUCAUGCUGACAAGUGGAGGAUCUGAAAUAUCACGCACUUCAGGAUUAGGUGCCAUUGCUGGGUUGGAGCCAACUAAUUUUAUUACAUUGGCAACCCCACAUCUUGGUGUUAGAGGAAAAAAUCAGCUUCCAUUUCUUCAAGGGCUGUCAAUUCUAGAGAAACUUGCAGCACCUUUGGCACCCUUCAUUGUCGGACGCACUGGUGCUCAACUCUUUCUCACUGAUGGCGAACCUAGCAAGCCACCUCUCCUUCUACUAAUGACAUCUGACCACGAGGACAAAAAGUUCAUAUCUGCACUAGCAGCUUUUAAGAACCGCAUUCUGUAUGCUAAUGUUUCAUAUGACCAUAUGGUUGGUUGGAAAACAUCCUCAAUAAGGAGAGAAUUGGACCUUAGAAAGCCCUUGCGUCGUUCAGUUGAUGGCUACAAGUACAUUGUGAAUGUGGAAUACUGUUCGCCUGUGUCGUCCGACGGUCCCCAUUUUCCUUUGCGGGCAGCCAGAGCUAAAGAAGCUGCACAAAGUACACCGAACAUGGAAAAUACCCAGGAAUAUCACCAGAUGAUGGAGGAGGAGAUGAUUCGUGGGUUGCAGAGAGUGGGUUGGAAGAAAGUAGAUGUGAACUUCCAUGCAUCAAUGUGGCCUUACUCUGCUCACAACAACAUGCAUGUUAAGAAUGAGUGGCUUCACAAUGCGGGUGCCGGUGUGAUCGCCCACGUCGCAGACAGCUUGAAACAGACAUGUCUGCCCUCCAGCCUGUGAGAUUCACACCUGGGAUGCUGACUUUCGCCACGGUUAGGUCUACAAGGAAUUAGUGAUACAUCUUGUUGUAGACGGUUCGCAAGUCAGUUGCAGAGGCAGGUGCCGGCACAAACUGGAAAUGAAAAAAGAAGAACGGGAUGAUAUUUCUCAUUCGGAAGAUGAUUGCCACGACUCGUGCUGGAAGCAAAUGGUAUUUUAGAUGAUAUUACGCCGCAGAUAGGUGUGAAGUGUUCGUAGCUAUGGUGGAUUAUGCUAAUAUUGAGAGAGGCCGUACUGGGAAUGUAACACCGCGGUUGACCUGGAAAACCCAGGCAUUUUAACACUGAGGCCUGUUUUUGCUGGUGUCCCGUCCAACAAGAAUGAACAUAUGGAGGUGGUACUGAGAGUUGACGGAUGCUGAAGCAAUGUAAGCAUUCUUGUUACUAGUCAGGUUGCUGCAUUGACCGUUCCAUACUGAACUUGAA